Messenger RNA from Exaiptasia diaphana, 821 nucleotides. RefSeq lists its product as uncharacterized. Bases 27 to 566 code for a protein of 179 amino acids. The record is from RefSeq and is a predicted model, not a curated record. Lineage: Eukaryota; Metazoa; Cnidaria; Anthozoa; Actiniaria; Aiptasiidae. The transcript has 4 exons.
UUGUAUGAUUGUCAAGGAAUUACACUAUGGAUAAAUAUUCAAAAAUCGUUCAAAAUCUACUGGCUUCGGGAAUAAAAUUAGUAGCUGUGGAUUUUGACUUGACAAUUCUGAACGUCCACACUCGUGGAUUUUGGCAAUUUACAAGUAAAAUGUUGGCAACUCGAGUACGACCUUGUUUUCAAAAGUUCUUGACUGUAGCAGUCAACUCGGAUCUUCAUGUAGCUAUUGUUACUCAGUCUCCACAAGUAUCGUUGGUACAGGAAGUUAUGGAACAAACUUUGCCAGAUUGCGAUACUGGAAGAAUUGUUAUUCGAGGUGCUGACGGUACAUGGAAAAUGCUGAAAGGAGUGAGCAAAGAAGGUAAACAACAGCAUAUUGAGUCUGCAAUAAAAUACCUGGAGAAAACAAGGAAAGCAAAAAUAUCUGCAAAGAAUGUCAUCCUUAUUGAUGAUGACAUUACAAAUUUGGAAAUAGCAAAAAGUUCCAAGAUGCACACUCUUCAAAUUAUUGAUGAUGAUAGUUUGGAUGCACUUUUGGAUCAAAGGGACUCUACCUGGUACACAUAAUGCAUACUUUAUAUUCAAGAUACAGGACCAGUUACGUGUAAAAUACACAAUUUACGUAUGGACCAUAAUAACCAAAACAACAAAUUUGAAAAAAAAGUUUGGAAAAAGUUUUAGUACCUGGUGACCAUCAGUCAAUCUCAAUGCCAUACAUUGUAAUACAGUACCAGGGACCGCGGAUCAGGGGGGGCUGGGGGGCUACAGCCCCCCCAAUAAUAUUUCCGACAUUUUGAAUUUUCUUGAAUAAAGAAGCGAAGA